Messenger RNA from Puccinia triticina, 222 nucleotides. RefSeq lists its product as uncharacterized. The record is from RefSeq and is a predicted model, not a curated record. Lineage: Eukaryota; Fungi; Basidiomycota; Pucciniomycetes; Pucciniales; Pucciniaceae. The transcript has 3 exons. Bases 1 to 222 code for a protein of 73 amino acids.
AUGAAAACCACCGGAUAUGAUAUGAUCGGCGAUCCUGCAUUAUAUUACGCUGUUUCUGCGAACAAGGUCACCAAGAACGGGAAAGUUGCAGGGUACAACUGCAUCGGCAAACACAUGGAGGCAGCAUAUUGCUGCUACCCGGGUUCGAUAACAAUGAAAACCGAGAUACUCAGCGGGGAUGUGUCCUUCAACUGCUACAUGCAUCCCACUCACCACGAGUAG